AUGAAGCGCAUAAUCCUUCACAUCAAAGGAGUACGGAAAAAUAAUUCUAUGGGUCACAUGGACAAGGAGAGUCCUUGGUUACAACCAGCAAACAUUGUUGACUACUUUUCGGUUCUUAUUUCUGCCAGCAACUAUCUUUCAAUUGAUAACGUCAUUAUACUUCUGAAAUUUACAACGACAAUUGGAUUAAAGCACUAUAACACACAAAAGGUUGAGUGGAACAAUAGGGGUUUCUCUACACUCCAUGCAUUGGUAGCUGCUGCUGUGUCUUUCUACUUGGUCAUGAUCUCUGACCUCUUUAAUGAAGAUUUGCACAAUAGCAUAAUAAUUGAUAGAAAAUCAUGGUUAUCUGAUUCCAUGUUUGGGGUUUCGAUUAGUUACUUUUUGACAGAUUUGACGAUGAUCCUGCUGUAUUUUCCUUCUUUAGGUGGAAAGGAGUAUCUCUUGCAUCACGGACUUUCCAUGUAUGCAAUUGGUCUUGUUUUGUUGAGUGGCAAAGCACACAUGUACAUACUCAUGGUCCUCUUCACCGAAGUCACGACUCCCUUUGUGAACCUCAGAUGGUAUUUGGACGUUGCUGGUCAGAAGACUUGUAAUCUUUACUUAUACAAUGGCGUGGCUCUAUUUGUUGGAUGGCUGAUUGCUCGGAUAAUCUUAUUCAUCUAUAUGUUCACCUAUAUGUACUUUCAUUUUGAUCAGACGAGGUCCAUCUUCACCUUAGGAUUCUACAGCUUGGUGGCGGUGCCAUCGGCGGUCGCAGUGAUGAACGUGUUUUGGUUCUGGAAGAUACUUAAGGGGAUGGUGAAAACGUUUUCUAGGAGGAAGCACAGUGAAAGUGGGAAAACAGACUAG
Messenger RNA from Miscanthus lutarioriparius, 852 nucleotides. NCBI's taxonomy places the organism in Eukaryota, Viridiplantae, Streptophyta, Magnoliopsida, Poales, Poaceae. The record is from the annotation of a GenBank genome assembly.